Polychytrium aggregatum is the source of this 3884-nucleotide messenger RNA. RefSeq lists its product as uncharacterized. The coding region runs from base 368 to 3583 and encodes 1071 amino acids. Gene Ontology annotation, cellular component: membrane. The record is from RefSeq and is a predicted model, not a curated record. Lineage: Eukaryota; Fungi; Chytridiomycota; Chytridiomycetes; Polychytriales. The transcript is spliced from 4 exons.
CGAGAGGCGGAUGUGAUCUUCCCGCCCAUCCGCGGCUGCUGUUGUCGCUCGGCAGCUCUGGCCGACCAGGGUCCACCCGGGUUGGGCUCGGCGACGGCAGGGCGGGAUCGACGGGGCUGAUCGAUCUCGGAGAGCAUCGAUGCAAUGCUGCUGAAUCGGCCUUUGGAUCGCUUGUCUCGAGGUGUCGUCGCCCGUCUGCCGAUCGCCUCAUCGCCAUUCUGCAUUUGCUGCGAUUCUGCACUCGCAGCGGCCCCACCAGCUGCAUAUCAGUAGCCUGCUGCCAGCCUACUGCCGGCCUGCUGCUAGCCUGCACUCGCUCUGCCCUCGGAUUCUUUGAAUCUCCCGCCAACGCACCACCACCAUCGUCAUGAAGCUCCGGGCACUGCUGGCUUCGUCCCGGCUUGCCGCACGAGGGGCUUCCCGCAACCGAGGUCACUUUUGCGUUGGCUGCUCUUCUGUGUGCCUCACGACGGUCUCGGUUGGGCUUUUGAUGACCAUCCUGGCUGUGUCGCCGUCGGUCUUUCUCUACUUUGCCGAAACCAUCAACGGCGAGUCGGAUCUCGAACUCUGGCCCCGCGGCGAGUCUGGAUGGCAGCGGCUCAACUACACUCGUAUUUCCCAGGCCCUGCAAGACAGCAGCAUCGCUCCAUACCACUCGCCCCGUUUCUCAAGCAUCGGCCUCAAGACCUACAAUCCAAAACUCUGUCUCGGCUUCAGCGCCAGCACACCCUCCCUGAGCAACUUUACCUAUGAGGGCCCUGACUCCUCUCCGGGCGACUCUGGCGAUAUGACGACCCUCAAAGCCAGCGCGCGCUCGGCAUGCCAAAGCUCGCCCAGCCGCUGCAUGGACAUCCUGUGUGCCAAGUCAGUCGAUGCCUACGUGUGGAUCAUUGACUCGCAGAAAGACGCCGACAUUGGCAUCAGCACUUCUUGGGGUCUGCCGCCUCUCCCUGCCGGUGGCAUCUACAUCAACACUCGCGCAGCCAACAGCCUUCAGGUCCAGGCCGGCGACUACAUCUUUGUGCAGCUUCCCGAUAGCCUCCUGCCGGCGACCCUUGACAGCGCCCGACGCUCGGCAUAUGCUGCAAACUCCUCGAUUCUCGUCAACGCUACGUUUUCGAAUGGCAACCCGGUGCCCUGGGUUACGAACGUCCCCUUUCGCAUCAUCAGCGUCUUUGACUCUGGAGGCACAUACAAGUUCCCCAAAGGCUACCAGAAGAACAGCGUCAUGGUCUUUGAGCUGCCCAUGAUGCUGGAGAGCCUUGCUCCGCAUAUCCACCCACAGUACUCGAGCGCCUAUGCGUCGGCGCUCCUGGCUGAAUCUGCAAGGCAGACCCACUAUGGCGAAGUCAGCGAUACGAUCUUUGCCUGCCCAAGCCAGCCUCGGAGUGCCUGCUACAUGGACUCGGACUUUUCUGUUGUUGCCCGUCGCCUAGUCGACUGGGCCGGCCAGGUCUCUGAAGCCGUCGGCAUCGAUAGGUCAAUGUUUCGCCUGUCCCAGAUCAAUACGUUACGUCAAGCAGCCGGCCUGUCCAAGUUCCUCGGGCUGGUUGUAUCGCUGGUGGUGAUCCUGUUUUGUGGACUUUCGUGCUUCUUGAUCUACAGUCUGUUGCUAACCUUUGUGCAGACGCAGUCCCAUGACCUCGGCAUCCUUCGCAUGGUUGGUUCAGGGAGAUCGGUGAUUGCUAAUCUGAUCACGCUGAGUGCUCUGAGCUACUCUCUUCCGGCGUGGGUCGCUGGCACAGUUGCAGCCCAAGCUCUCGUCGUCGUCGCCCGGAUACUCUUGUUACGAUUUCUGGAUUUUACGAUUCCAUGGACGCUGUCGCUACAGGCAGUCGUCGUCUCGAUUUUCCUGGCUGCGCUGGUUCCGCUACUGUCGUCACUGCAACCCAUCGCCAUGGCCGUCUCGAAGGAUCUGCAUAGCUCCUUGGUUCUGUCUGCCGCCCGUGCCGCAACAUUCACCCAGACUCUGGACCGAGGCUCGAUGCUCGCCGGACUCUACGGCUCGUUGAAGUAUCUUGUUGGAUCGCUCGUCCUGUCGAUGGCCUGUUUCUUGGUGUACAUUCUGCUCCCAGAGUCUCUGGCGAUCGAGAACCUCGGAAUGCUGUUUUCGGUAUUUCUGGGGCUCAUCAUCGUCGUGAUCAUCGGGCUUGUGGCUGUCUCGUUCAAUCUACAGCCGGUUCUGGAGCACUGUGUGCUGUACUUGAUAUUUUCGGCUUUGUUCUGGGAAGAUGGAGCCUUGUCGGCACUCAUCAAGAAGAAUCUGGCGGUCCACCGACGCAACAACCAAAAGACAGCGGCAAUGCUGUCGUUGGCCCUGGGAUUCAUUUUUUUCCUCAACAUCAAUCUCGACAUUGAGAUUCGUUCUCUGCAGUACAGGUAUACACAGUCGGUCGGGAGCGACGUGCGAGUCAGCAUCAACGCUGUCGACGGCUCGACCGGCUUGGCUUUCUCCUUGGCAAGCUUGAACCAAAUCGAAGCCUUUUGCCAGUCCCGCCCAGACUUGGUCCUCGACUGGUCAUAUGUCUCAUACCCGCUCACCGCUUUGUUGGCGACAGUCUUGUCCGACACCCUGGUCAGCAACGUCGGGCAGCUGGUGUCGUAUCCCGUUUCGAUUGUGGCGGUAUCUCCAAACUACUUUGACAUCGGCAGCAAUGGCCCCGGAACAAUAUGGCCAUUCCAAGUUGAUCCGGACCUGUCGGCACAGUAUCCUUCGAUGAAGCAACAGCUUUACUCUGCCAAGGGCCUGCAGUCCGCCGUUCUCAGCGCAAACUUGCUGUCGGCCCUUGGGUUUGUGCGAGCUUCCUCGCCGACAAACUACUCGUGCCCGUUUGUGACUACGACGGCUCUCCAAGUGGAUGGCUCGACUGUUCAGUCAAACAUGUCGACACUCUAUCCCCUGGGAUUCUUAGAAGACUGCUAUCUCUGCACAAUGACGCAGUACCCCACCUCUAGCGCCACGAGCAUGCUUGUUUCCUUUCCGACAUAUCUGCAGCUUGCCCAAGGCAUUCUCGAAUCCGUCGGCGACAUACCUAUUCAGUAUCUGCUUAUCACGGCCACCGAUCCGUCCAAUAGCAACCAGAUCUACAACGGGCUCCUACAAAUCAUCGAAGGCACUUUGGACGACAUCACCACGGUCGCGAUCGAGACCCAGGCUGUCGACACGAUCCAGCUGUAUCUUGGACCGAUCUUCGGGCUCGCGACUGUGCUGGUGAUGCUCGUUUCCUUGUUCAGUCUCAACACAGCCAUGUACUCCAACAUCCAUCAGCAACUCAAGGAAAUAUCGAUCCUGAUGGCCAUUGGACUGAGCCAGCGACAGCUCCUGCGCAUCUUUAUCUACGAGGCGUUCAUAGUUUUGAUGGUAUCGCUUGUGCUGGGAGCCGGUAUCGGACUCUCGGUUGGGUACAGCAUGGCGGCGCAGAACUCUGUCCUCGUUGAGGUUCCGGUGACUCCCCGGUUUCCGACCGAGGUGGCAGGCGUUGCAGUUGUGCUGAGCACUAUCUCGGCUCUGGCAGCGACUUGGGGUCCCUUGCAUGCUUUGGUCGUUCGCCGCUCGAUCAUCGCCGGCCUGAAAUCCACUUGAGGCAUGCGCCAACGAGAUACUAUGCCGAUCCCACAUGUCGGCGUCGUAUGUGAUGGCCUGCGUCUGGCAAUAUCAUAUGCAAUGAAAUCGAUCACCUCGGCAGUUGUGUCUUGGAAGUAAUGGAGCUGAUGUAGCAGCUUUCUAUUGUUCCCAGAUAGCUUAUAAAGCGGAAGGUGGGCUUUUACAUCUCAUUUGUAUCAUACGAAAAUAGUGCAAACUGUGUAAUCAAAAUAAAGAACAAGGAAUCAAACCAAGCACAUAAAGAAACAACCGCUAAAGCUCAUGGGGCGACGCUCAUUCG